Messenger RNA from Cucumis sativus (cucumber), 1922 nucleotides. Its product is annotated as 7-deoxyloganetic acid glucosyltransferase. The record is from RefSeq and is a predicted model, not a curated record. The transcript has 2 exons. Lineage: Eukaryota; Viridiplantae; Streptophyta; Magnoliopsida; Cucurbitales; Cucurbitaceae. Gene Ontology annotation, molecular function: UDP-glycosyltransferase activity. The coding region runs from base 198 to 1655 and encodes 485 amino acids.
GCCUCAGUAAGAAAGAAGAGACCAAAAGAAUGAGAAGAUCAGAAAGAGAGGAAGAGUAAAAGACCAUUCCAUGUUUGUUUACAUAUUUUCUUUUUCUUUUUUCUUUUUUCUGGUUUUCCCAAUUGCUAAUAAAAUAUAGAAAUCCCCAAGAGAGUCACUCCAUCCUCCUCCAUACCCACCAACUCUCUCACCCGCCCAUGGAGGAGCCACAAACAACCUCUCCCCAUGUUCUUCUCUUUCCUGUCCCGGCCCAAGGCCACAUCAACGUCAUGCUCAAGUUCGCCGAGCUCCUUUCCCUCUCCUCCAUUCGUGUCACAUUCCUCACUACCGAACACUCCUACCGCCAGCUCACCCUCCACUCCGACGUCCUCCCCCGCUUCUCCCUUUUUCCCUCCUUCCAAUUCCGAACCAUCUCCGACGGCCUUCCCCUAUCCCACCCACGCAUCUUCGCCCACCACUUGACUGAAAUGCUGCACUCAUUCGUAUCCGUUACCAAGCCCUUGUUCAGAGACAUGCUCCUUUCACCCCAUUUCUCCUCCGAUCUCACUUGCCUCAUUCUCGACGGCUUCUUCAGCUACCUCCUUGAUAUCGAUGACGAUUUCGUUAAAGUUCCCACUUUCUGUUUUCGUACUUCUGGUGCUUGUUCUACCUGGACCAUUCUCUCUAUUCCUAAUCUAAUCAAACAGGGGCAACUUCCGAUUAAAGGGGAGGAUGAUAUGGAUAGGAUUCUAGAUAACGUUCCCGGUAUGGAGAAUCUUCUCAGAUGCAGAGACCUUCCUGGUUUUUGCAGAGCCACUGACCCAAACAAUGACCCAAUUCUUCAAUUCAUUAUGAGUACGUUUAUUCGAAGCACCAAAUUCAGUGCCCUCAUAAUGAACACAUUCGAGGAUUUGGAAGGACCCAUUCUCUCUAACAUUCGAACUUUGUGCCCAAAUCUCUACUCAAUCGGACCUCUUCAUGCCCUUCUCAAAACCAAACUCACCCACGAAACAGAGUCUCUGAACAAUCUCUGGGAGGUCGACCGGAGCUGUCUGACGUGGCUGGACAAUCAAGCGGCGGGAUCCGUGAUUUACGUCAGUUUUGGUAGCAUUACGGUGAUGGGUAAUCGCGAACUCAUGGAGUUUUGGCAUGGAUUGGUGAAUAGUGGGAGGAGUUUUUUGUGGGUCAUACGGCCAGACCUUCUGAAGGGCGAAAAUGGGGAGAUUGAAAUUCCGGCGGAGUUGGAGGAGGGGACGAAACAGAGAGGGUACAUGGUGGGAUGGACACCGCAAGAGAAAGUACUCUGUCAUGAAGCAGUUGGUGGGUUUUUGACACAUAGUGGUUGGAAUUCGACAUUGGAGAGCAUGGUUGCAGGGAAGCCGAUGAUAUGUUGGCCGUAUGGAUUUGAUCAGCUAGUGAACAGUAGAUUUGUGAGCAAUGUGUGGAAUUUGGGUUUGGAUAUGAAGGAUUUGUGCGACAGAGAAACAGUGGCGAAAAUGGUGAAUGAUGUUAUGGUGAAUAGGAAAGAGGAGUUCGUGAGAUCGGCGACUGAAAUUGCUAAUUUGGCAAGACAAAGUGUGAACCCUGGUGGAUCAUCCUAUGCCAAUUUUGACCGUUUGAUUGAAGAUAUUAAAAUUUUGAGUCGACAAAAGAUACCCGUUCUUGUUAACAACUAGAAUUUGUGUUUCUGAAACGGCAUUUGACUAAUUGUCACCAAUUUGGGAUAACUUUUGGUUGUUGAAAAGUUAUUUUGUACUCUGAAACUCAAAUCCACAUCCAUUACACUUUAUUUACAUCAAAUAAUCUUUUAAGUUGUUCGUGGCAACUAUGGGUGGUAGAGUAAAAAGUUUCACAUGUAAAAGGACGAUGUUACAAUAUGUUAGUGUUGUGGUUCAACUCCCUUUAUUAUUUUAGAAUUGGUUAUUGAGAUUGUUGGACUGGUA